Messenger RNA from Talaromyces atroroseus, 1383 nucleotides. RefSeq lists its product as hypothetical. Bases 1 to 1383 code for a protein of 460 amino acids. NCBI's taxonomy places the organism in Eukaryota, Fungi, Ascomycota, Eurotiomycetes, Eurotiales, Trichocomaceae. The transcript is spliced from 2 exons. The record is from RefSeq and is a predicted model, not a curated record.
AUGGCCACCCAAGACGAAUCCCAUCUCACCUCGUCGUCCCAAUCGCUUUAUACCUCGACUUCGACCCUGCCCAAUUCGAAAUUAUGCUCUCAGAUAUAUAAAUCGGCCUCUCAGCUAUUCCUGACCCGUCGCCUUCAGGAAUCGCUAAACACUCUCGCCCCAAUUUUAACGACGCCAGCCACCACCGAUGACGUACAGAUCGCGAACGGGGACAGCAGCGCUUCGGCACUUGCGCCCAUUGCAUUUGCAUCCAGCAAUGUUAGGAUUAAAGUGUGGAAUCUCUACAUAACAUUACUGAGCAAUAUCGUCGAUUUGGGACCCGAAGAAGGCAAGAUAGAGUUCGGCCAGAAAGAGUGGAAGGCUAUAGUAGCCAAAGUCCGCGAUGGUUCGAUCUGGGAGGAAAUUGUACAAACAGGCUACCAAGCCCUUGAAGGCUCUGUUGAUGCAGAUGUUAUCUAUAAUUUAGGAACAUUAUUACUGACACACUGCGCAUCGCAAACGCUCAACCAACAACGGUUAGAAACAUAUCUUUCCACCUAUCACCAGCCGGACUUGGAUGUUGCCGCAUACAUGGAGAAUUCAUCAACGGGUCCGAGACGACUCACCCGUAAUGGCGGGACAGAUACCCCGAAGGAUUUGGCAGCGCGGGUGAAAAUCAUCGAGUUAUUUACUCUUCAUGUUUUACCCCAGAAUGGAGAGUGGGAUUACGCCGCGGAAUUCAUUCGACUUAGUGAGGUCCUCGACGAGGAGCGCAAAGAAGUCUUCCUCCAGACUCUAGAUGAGCUCAAAGACGAGAAAGAACGAGGAAACCAACGAGCGGCAGAGCUACAGCGUGAGAAGGAAGCAGAGAUAGAACGUCAAAUAAAAGAAGCAGAAGAAAAGCAAAAGGCUGCGAGCGCCACAGAGAAAACUCAGAAAAUUUCGAAUGGACACCAAAGAACGAGCAGCGAGGUGGAUUAUGGGAUCGACAAGAGCCAUCCGACCGGUGCAACUAAGAAUCGACUAGCCAAAGGAGGAGAUAAACCUAUACAAGCAGGCGAUAAUAAGAAACCAAAAUCCAGUGGUGCCACGACUGCAAGGCGAACAGGAUUCCCACAACCCUCAUCGUCCUCGAAAAACGUCGCGGAGAGAGAAAAGCCUGUGUCUUCCGUGUCCCGACGUAUACUCUUUUUCUACAACCUCCUUCGAAAUAUCUUGAGACAAAUUCAACACUCCGUUGCUGGGAACCCAAUGGCAUUCCUCCGUACAAUUCUUUUUACACUUAGUUUCCUUCUCGCGCUGAGCAGGCAGGAUGUCCGCGCCAGGAUACAACGACUAACUAAUUCAAGUUGGCAAAAGAUCAGAGGCACGGUUGGGAUGGGCAUGAAGGUCAGCUAUAUAUAA